Molecule: messenger RNA, 2569 nt
Organism: Fukomys damarensis (Damara mole-rat)
Lineage: Eukaryota; Metazoa; Chordata; Mammalia; Rodentia; Bathyergidae
Gene: Nfe2l2
Product: nuclear factor, erythroid 2 like 2
Exons: 7
Coding region: 388-2208 (606 amino acids)
Biological process (GO): cellular response to oxidative stress; regulation of transcription by RNA polymerase II
Cellular component (GO): nucleus
Molecular function (GO): RNA polymerase II cis-regulatory region sequence-specific DNA binding; DNA-binding transcription factor activity, RNA polymerase II-specific
Source: RefSeq, a predicted model, not a curated record
CCUCCCGAGUGCUGGGAUUAUAGGCAUGUGCCACCACGCCCGGCUUGCUGCUGGUGUCCUACACAAGGCCUCUUGGCAACGUCAAUCAAUUGGAGUACUGGGGAUUGAAACCAGGAUCCUUACAUUGAGCUAUACUGUCAGCCUUUGCGGAGCUACUGAAUUGUCCAGGCUGGGCUCAAGCUUUUGAUCCUUCUCCUCAGCUUCUCAGAGCGCUGGGAUUACGGCUGCACCCCCUCAGGCCCAGCUUCAAAGGUGAGCAGUAAGAAGCAGCUGAGCUUUCCCACCUUUAGGGUGGCUGAUCCCUGAGGAAAUCUGUCCGAUGUGGUAACAACCUGGUUGUGGGAUUAAUGGUUCCAAUAAGCAGAAGGUGAAAGGGCAAGACUGUACAUGUUCUCUAUGGAAGACGGAGACUUGGAUCGGUGCAUCAUUACCAGCAAGGACAUGGAUUUGAUUGACAUACUCUGGAGGCAAGAUAUUGAUCUUGGGGCAAGUCGAGAAGUAUUUGACUUCAGUCAGCGACAGAAGGAGUAUGAGCUGGAAAAACAGAAAAAACUCGAAAAGGAAAGACAAGAACAACUCCAAAAGGAGCAAGAGAAAGCCUUUUUCGCUCAGUUGCAACUAGAUGAAGAGACAGGUGAAUUCCUCCCAAUUCAGCCAGCCCAGCACAUCCAGCCAGAAACCAGUGGAUCUGCCAACUAUUCCCAGGUUGCCCACAUUCCCAAACCAGAUGCUUUGUACUUCGAUGACUGCAUGCAGCUUUUGGCAGAGACAUUCCCAUUUGUAGAUGACAAUGAGGUUUCUUCACCUACAUUUCAGUCGCUUGUUCCCGAUAUUCCCAGCCACAUUGAAAGCCCAGUCUUCACUGCUUCUAAUCAGGCUCAGUCACCUGAAACUCCUCUUGAGAUAGCCAUGGGUGACACAGACAAUGUGCAGCAAGACAUUGAGGAAAUUUGGCAGGAGCUAUUUUCCAUUCCAGAAUUACAGUGUCUUAAUAUUGAAAAUGACAAGCUGGAGAAUACCACGGUUCCAAGCCCAGAAUCUAAACUGACAGAAAUUGAAAACAAUUACUUCUACUCAUCAGUCCCCUCACUGGAAAAAGUAGUAGGGAGCUGCAGUCCAGAGUUUCUUAAUGCUUUCGAGGAUUCUUUCAGCAGCAUCCUCUCCACAGAAGAUCCCAACCAGCUGACAGUGAACUCAUUAAAUUCAAAUUCCACAUUAAAUACAGAUUUUGGUGAUGAAUUUUAUUCUGCUUUCAUAGCAGAACCUACUAUCGGCGACAGCAUGCCCUCCUCUGCUACUGUAAGCCAGUCGCUCUCUGAACUUUUAUAUGGGACCAUUGAUGUUUCGGAUCUAUCACUUUGUAAAGCUUUCAACAAAAACCACUCUGAAAGCAUAGCAGAAUUCAAUGACUCUGACUCUGGUAUUUCACUGAACACAAGUGCCAGCAUAGCAUCACCAGAACACUCAGUGGCGUCUUCCAUCUACGGAGACCCACCACCUGGCUUCAGUGAUUCAGACAUGGAAGAGCUAGAUAGUGCCCCUGGAAGUGUCGAACCCAAUGGUCCCAAAACACAGCCAGUAUAUUCUUCAAGGGAUACCGUGCAACCUCUGUCACCAUCUCGAGGGCACAGUGCUCCUGUGCAUGACGCCCAGGGGGAAGACACACCAAAGAACGAAUUACCUGUAAGCCCUGGUCAUCGAAAAACCCCAUUCACAAAAGACAAACAUUCAAGCCGCCUGGAGGCUCAUCUCACCAGAGAUGAGCUUAGGGCAAAAGCUCUCCAUAUCCCAUUCCCUGUGGAAAAAAUCAUUAACCUCCCUGUUGAUGACUUCAAUGAAAUGAUGUCCAAAGAGCAAUUCAGUGAAGCUCAAGUUGCACUAAUUCGAGAUAUACGUAGGAGGGGUAAGAAUAAAGUAGCAGCUCAAAAUUGCAGAAAAAGAAAACUGGAAAAUAUAGUAGAACUUGAGCAAGAUUUAGGCCACUUAAAAGAUGAAAAAGAAAAAUUACUCAAAGAAAAAGGAGAAAAUGACAAAAGCCUCCAUCAACUGAAAAAACAACUCAGCACCUUGUAUCUCGAAGUCUUCAGCAUGCUACGUGAUGAAGAUGGAAAACCUUACUCUCCUAGUGAAUACUCCCUGCAGCAAACGAGAGAUGGGAAUGUAUUCCUUGUUCCCAAAAGUAAGAGGGCAGAUGUUAAGAAAAACUAGAUUUGGGAAGAUUUGCCUUUUCUAUUUUUUUGGUUUUUGUACUGUUAUACUAAAAGCUCCUACUAUGAUGUGAAAUGCAAGAAAAUACUUUGUAAGUAAUUCUGUGUAAAAAUUAUAGCCAAAACUAGUAUAGAAAAUAAAAAACAUUAAAAAGCAUUAAAAUAUCUACGUUGAAUCAGUAGUUUCACUUUAAUUUCUUAGGACACCAUUUGGGCUUGUUUCUGUGUAAGUGUAAAUACUACAAAAUUUCUUAUUUAUACUGUUCUUGUUACAUUCAUAGAUUUAUAUGAUAUGACAUCUGGCUACAAAUUGAUGGAAAACUAACCACUGUACUUUUUUAUAAAUACUGUAUCAACAAAAA